UAAGCCUCCACAAGCUGCUUGAGAGUUGAGAGCAAAAAAAGAAAAGCAAGUGAGAGUGAGAAGAGACAUCCAUCCUUAGACUAGACAAUGGCUCUUGUUGCUAAUGAACUCAAGGGCAAGGCGGAGGUCUACUACGAUGAUGAGAUAUGCCAGCAAUGCACCAGGCUCCUGCUCAAGGAAGCAGGCCUUCCCAAUGGUUUGCUUCCCUUGAAGGACAUCACCGAGUGUGGCUACGUCGAGGAGACUGGGUAUGUGUGGCUCAAGCAAAAGAAGAGGAUAGACCACGUCUUCCAGAGCUUAGGAAGGGUGGUCUCUUACGGCACUGAGAUCACUGCCUUUGCAGAGAAGGGCCGGAUCAAGAAGGUCAAAGGUAUAAAGACCAGGGAGCUCAUGCUGUGGGUCCCAGUGGAAGAGAUUUCCCUUGAUGAACCAGCAUCUGGGAAACUCAUCUGCAAGAGUAUUGCUGGGAUCUCAAAGAUCUUCCCUGCAUCAGCUUUCCAAAUCCAAGAGAAAGAGAAUGAGAAGAUGAACUGCGCUGGGCUGAAACCAGUGGUCCUGAUGGAGAGAUCACCAAGAGUUGUUAGAAACAACUGAUCCUUCUGCCAUUCAUUGGGCCGCAGAUCAUUACCUGCCCUACAAUCCUAUGUACUAAAAUAAUUGUUGCUUUACUAUUUGCUUAUGUACUUCAAAGGUGACAACCCCAAGUUCUUCCUAUGUAGAAGUGUAUGGCUGCCCUAGUACUUAUUAUCCUGUAAGCCAACCACCAAACCUCAUUUUAUGUGCUAUACGAUGUUAUAUUACUCAUAUGUACCAUAUUAUCGAUAUGCUUAAAUUCUUUCCCUUUC
Lolium perenne is the source of this 845-nucleotide messenger RNA. RefSeq lists its product as uncharacterized. NCBI's taxonomy places the organism in Eukaryota, Viridiplantae, Streptophyta, Magnoliopsida, Poales, Poaceae. The record is from RefSeq and is a predicted model, not a curated record.